CUCAGUCCCAACGGGAACGGGACCAGGAACGGGAACGGGACUAGAGGGGAGUCGGAGCCGAGUCCGGCUCGGGCUGAGCUGGAGUCACUUCCAAAGCUCGGGAAAACCCCUGCAAAGCGGGGGAAACACCCCUCAAAGCAGCAGCAAACACUCCUCAAAGCAGGAGCAAACACCCCUCAGGAGCAAACACCCUCAAAGCAGGAACACCCCUCACAGCGGGAGCAAACGCCCCUCACAGCGGGAGCAAACGCCCCCAGAGCGGGGACACGCGUGAGGGAGCGGGAGCGGCGCCGUGUGGGGAGCGGCGGGGCCAUGGGGUCACCCUUGGGGACACCUGGGCUUGGGACACCUCGUCAGCCCUUACAGACACCGGGCUGGCCGUGCUGAGAGUGGGGGAGAGUGGCUGUGGUUUGGGGACCCUUCAGUGGCGCUCUGAGGGAGGAUCAGCAGCAGGGAGGGCGCCAGGGAAUGCCCCCGCCGAACGCGGGCCGGUGCCCACAGGAGCGGCACACGGAUCCCCAGCCCGCGGUGGCCAUGCCCGUCCCCGGGAAGGUGCAGGAGCCGUGUGCGAGCCAGGCUGUCGGGAGAGCAAACAAAGCCAAGGAGAAGGACAUUCCCUCAGGUCAGGUCGGGGCGGGCGGUCCGUGAGCCCAGCGCCGGGGCUCGGCCUUUCCUGUGGUGCCGUUGCCGCCUACAGAGGAGCGGCCUGGUGCUUUGAGGGGCUCGGCAAACCCGCAGGUGUAUCUCGAGCGUGUCCAGAGUGGUUGCCUGCUGAUGCUGGUGUUGGAUUUUUGGAUUUUUGGUGGGGAUGUGCAUCACUGAGCACAGCAUAGCUGGUUUUGUUGGGAAGUGUGGAGGCUUGAGCAGAAUCCAGCAGCUCCAUGAGCUUGUCCCGUGUGAGAUGGGUCAUUCUUGGCUCUGUGUGGUAAACGGAGCUUGGUACGGUGAAGCUGCACCUGGAGGUGUGGUCCUGGCUUUGCAGCUCCUUAAAGCCUCUCUGGAGCAAACCUAGACCACUGCCAGGUGGGAUGCUGGCACAACACAUCCCUCUACAACAAAUCCAACUGUCCACAGCCCUGGAUGUCCUGGCGUGAGAGGCAGAAAGGGAAAACCUCCCAGGUGUCAGCGAAGAACAUGUGGGUGUGGGGCUAGUGAGCCCAGCCCUGGACUCGGGUGACUCGGAAGUAUGUGAAACGCCUUUGAUUUUAGCUGUGUAAUUACACGGGCUGGAAAAGCCUUGGGAAGGAGGAAUGUUUGGCCACCGGUGCCCCGGAGAGAGCUGAGUGCCAGUGCCUGGCGCCGUGGCGGUGCUGUAGGAGAUGCCAGAGGGCCGGGGCUGGGCAGGGCUGUCUGGAGCCUGGGAGGAGGGAUCCCUCCAGCAGCCCAGCUAUGUGUCUGCCUCCCCCAGCUUUUCUCAUUCCGGGUGUAUUUCACAGGCAGAAACUGAUGUCAGGGCUCUGUAAAGCAGCUAAAUAUCCUGUGUGAGCGGUGCAGGUGGCUUGGAGCGAUGCAAACCCCAGCAAAGCUCCCUCCGUAUGGAAAUACCUGUGCCCACCUUGCGGAACACGGCUGCCCUGAGCCUGGCUGCCCUGUGUCGCUUGGCUGCUCCCUGUCCCCAGGCUGGCUGUGCCCUCCAGCGUGCCUGCUCACUCCCUUCCUCCCCUGGGAGCUCCUUGACUGUGUCCACUGUGGGUUUUCUUCGGUUGGAGAAGCACGGGGAGAGGUGAUGCCGUGCUGGGGAAAAACACAUUGCUGGACAUCCAGGCAGAGGAUGAGGACGGUGGUGCUGGUGAGGCUGAUGGCAGCCAGUGAGAAGUGACAGGUUGGUGGCUUGCAGGAAGGGGGGAUAAUCAUCCAGGGGUUCCAGAGGUGCUUAAAGCACUCCAGAGGGGCUGGGAGGAAGCAGGAAUGCUGCUUCCCCUUUGGAGGACGUCAGAAGGGCAGGUGGGUAAUGCCUGCCCAUGCUGGAAGGCUCUGGGUGUGUUUGUCUGGGUGUUAUCUGGGGAGAGGUCCCACAACAAAAACCAGGGGGAGGCCGUGGAGGAAUGGCUUUAUCUCAGCUGAAACAGCAGAUUAGAAUUUAAAAAAGAAAAAUAAAAUUCCAAACUCAGGGAUGCAGAGUGGCGUCCAAAGGAAAGCAGGAAGGAGUGCUGGGAUUUUCCCAGGCCUAGGUGCACAAGGAAUUCAGCUCCCUGGAGAGAGGGGAGCAGCCCUGUUGCCUGGAAAAUAGAACAGAUCUUCCCAACAACAUCAGAGUGGAUGCUAAAGCAAACUUUUACUUUCAGGUACACAAUAUGGCAAAAAUCACACGUGGUAUAGUAAUUCUACAAUUUUUAUAAGGUUAGUCGAUUAGUAUACUUAUCAUAUACUCUCCAAUUAAAAGGUUAGUUGGUUAGCUAAUAAUUCCAGGGUCCUGCCACACUGGAAGCAGUCCAGAGGCUUUUUUUUUGCUCCACUUUUGUUUUGUCUGGUCCAGAUUCUGUUUGGAAAACAGGACAUCCUUGUAGUCGAUUCUCUCCUUGGAAUAAGACUAAACAGUAUUUUGGGAAAGGGUAUCUAAGGUUAGCUCAUUGUUCCUAAAUGUAGAGAGGAAAGAUAGGAGAAGUACUGGGAGUUUCAGCUGUGCAUUAACAACCUACAAAGCUACAAGUGGUCGAAGUAUAUGGAAAAUAUUAAAUACAUGAAAAAUAUGAAAGAUAUUAAAAGCUAAAAACCUCAGGCAUCACCCCAAGCCCCCCUGCCUGGUUUAGCAGGGCUGGCAGCAUUAGUGUGGCAGUAGUUCCCAGAGGCUGGAGCAGGGAGAGCCCCAGGACAGUGUUUGCACAGCAACCAGGACCCAGCCAGGGCUCUCUGACCUGCCCAGAGCGGUGCCAGCGUGGCCUGGCUGCCCACGGCAGCAUUGUCCCCAGAACAAAUGGCAAUGUCCUGAAACACAGACGUGCAAGGACUCCCUGUCCCUGCCCCUGUCCCUGUGCACUGCCACUGGAUGGAAAUAAUGGAAUUAUGGGCAGCAGCAGUGUGGAGGGAGGUUUCCUGUAUCUCAGUGCCAAAGGCCGAGGUGGUGGCUGCUGCACAGCCCUGACUGCAGCUCUGCAGUUUGGCUACCGUGCCCUGGGUGAUCUGUGCCACCUCAGAAACCCCUGGCAGCUGUGCCCACAAUUCCCAGAGAGGUGCACAUGGCUUGGGAAUGGCCGGGCACAGCUUUGGGGAAAUGGGGGUUUGUGGGUCGCUGUUGUUCUGCUGUGGAGGCCACGGCCAGCUGGGUGGAUUGCAGCACUCUGAGCCUGGCAAUGGGCUUUGCCCUUGUUCUGCAGGAAGUGCCAGAGCUGGGGGCCCUGGGCUCCCUCUGCAGUGGGAGAGCCUUGGGCAAGGUUUGAGGAAAACAUCACUGUUCCCUACAAGGGGUUGUUAAAAAUUAAAUUUAAGAAAGAGGGUAAAAUAACUGUUAAGUGUCUGUAGGGAAUGCUGUGGGCAAUGGAGAUGUGGAUGUGUUCUUUUGUGCUCCAGGCAGGACGUGUAAGCAAAAUGUGGAAAAGCCCUGAUAGUCUGUGUGGGGCUGUCCCUGCAGAUCCCUAUUCCCUGGUGAGAUGCUCUGAAAUGGGCUGGGAUUCAUCCAAAAGAUCAGAAAUUGGCUAAAUCAGCAGCAGUGCUUCUUUGUGUGACUCAGCUGGGUUUCUCUGGCCAUUCCCUGCAUCCCUGGGCUGCAGCUGGCCAGAAACACCCCUGCUCCUGAGGCAGGGGGAACAGGGGAGCAAGGAGGGACAAAAAGAGAGAAACCAUGGCAGGGAACUGGAAGCAGAUGGUCUUUAAGAUCCCUUCCAAACCCAAACAUUCUGGGACUCUGUGGAAAUACCUCCCAAGUCCUGACCUGCUGCUUUUUAGAGCCCCAUAUGGAGUUUUGUGUCCCUGGUGGGUUGAGCCCCUGUGUCACACACGAGGCUGUGGCCAUUGCAGGAAAAGCUCCUGGGGAUGUGCCUGGCCAGCAAUUAGCAGGGAAGGAGGUUAAUGAGCAGGCUCUCUGGGUGCAAGCAUGAAGAUGAAGGGAGAGCCUUGUAAUUAAUCUAACAGAGAGGAGACUGGAAUCUUUGGAUGGUUGGAGAACGGGUUCAUUUCCCCCCAGAAUUUUCCAGAACGUGAGUUGUGUGACUGGCGGUGCAGUCACAGCCUGGUUUUUGGAGGCAGCUCUGAGGGGCUGUGUCUCUCUCGGGGGUGAGGAAGCCCUGGAGCUCAUCCCGUGUCUGGUGAGCGCAUCGGGGCUCGCCCUGUGCCCUGGGCUGCAGCCUCCCUGCCGGGAUCCCGUGACAAAGGUGCUGCUGCUGGAGCGUGAGUGGGACGGUGAUGUCAUGGCAGGGAAAGAUCCAAAGGUUGCGGAGGGCAGAGGAGCGUGGGCGCUGUCGGGGCAGCAGGGGGUGUCGGGCUUCCUCCUGAGGCACCCGCGGGGCCGCAGCUCCUCCCGGGACACCGGGGUGGGGAAUGGAUCCGGGCUGAGCCGGCCGGGGGUCUGUGUCCCGCCGAGGGAAGCUGUUCCUGCUGCUGCUCCGCCUGGCAGCCCUGCCAAAGCCUUGGGGGCGUGUGGUGCUGAGAACGGGCUUCUCCCGAACCUCCCCGUGCCCGGUUAACACGGGGAGAUGUCGCAAGAGCAUCCCGGAAGGCUCCGGAGCUGCAGGAGUGGGGCAGAGGUGCGGGAAGCCCGGAGGAGGUGUGGGUGCCUGCAGGAGUUUAAUGGUUUGGAGAUCCUGGUGUAAAUCAUUGCCAGGGCAGGGAACAGGAGGGGUCUGGUUUGCAGGGAAAGGGAAGGGGGGUCUAGGGGCUGAGAAACUCAGGCAUCACUCCUCGCCCACCUGAUGUGGGCACAAACUUUUUACAGGGCCUGCUGUGAAAGGACAAGGGGAGAUGGUUUUGAAGUCAGAGGGAUAAUUUGGACUGGAUAUUUAGGAAGAAAUUCUUGCCUGUGACCUGGCACAGGGUGCCCAGAGAAGCUGUGGCUGCCCCAUCCAUAGGAGUGUUCAAGGCCAGGUUGGAUGGAGCUUGGAGCAGUCUGGGAUAGUGGAAGCUGUCCUUGCCCAUGGCAGGGGGUGGGAUAAAUUGAGCUUUAAGGUCCCUCCACCCCAAACCAUUCUGUGGUGCUGGGAUGAGGUUCCAGGCAGUGCUGGAGCUGAGCAGAGGCAGCAGCAGCUCCUUGCCGGGAUCCUGACGUCAGGGCACUGCUGGAGCAGAGAUAGGAACAGCUCUGGGAAGCAGGAGAGCAGCUAAUUCAAUGGAGAAACAGACUGGAAUAGCAAGUCUCCUCUUUAAUCUGAUUGCUGGCCUGAUGGGUAGCACUGCAAUGGAUCUGUAAAAAACUUCAGGCACAGGGGUGACGUAGGAGCUGAAAUCCUGCCCAUUUCCAGGGCUGGGGUGCCUGAGGGGAGGCACAGAGGGGUGAGCAGAGAUUUGGAUCCCAUGGGUGGAUGUGACCAGCCCUGUGUGUGCUCUGUGCCCACCCUGGGUGCAGUGCAAAUCUCCUGCCCCGAGGCCAUCGCAGCUGUUCUCAAGUGAAGUCUUGGCUGGCUGAUGUGUUUGUGGCAAGGAUGGGAGCUCAGCUGGAUCAUCAGGUGAGAGAAAACCCCACAGGGCUCAAGCAGAGAGCAAAACCUUUGUGUGGGAGGGCAGAGGGCAGUGCUGGUUCCACCAGUGGCAGGCUUGGAAGUGUUUGGUUGGGAGGAUGGCUCUGGGGAUGCAGGUGAGCACAUUGUGGGUGCUUUCCACAUCCUCAGCAGCUGCUCACUGGGAUGGAAUUAAAGCUGGGCUCAGUGGGUUCCUUCCCCCAGGAGCACAGGGAACAGGAACCUGUGCUGGAGCUGGCAAGGCAGGGAAUGAUGGGCUUGUCCCUGCCUGCCUGUGGCAGCUCCCACUGCGCUGGGAUCAGCAGCUCCUGGGUGCCCCAGAACCCCAAAAAACCACGGGGAACAACACCUUACCCUGCCCAGAGCCCUGUGGGGCCAGGGCUGUGUGCAGAGGGGCUGGGACACCCCCUGGAGUGUCCCCGGGUGCUGGGGCACAGGCAGUGCAGGGAGGUUCCUCUGCAGGUUCCUCCUCCCCAGGCUGGCGUGCGAGUCUUUUCCUGCUGCACUCCCUUGUGUUCUGUUCUAUCCUGGCCCUUGACCCUGCAAACUGGGCGUGCACUCAAGCUAAACAAGCAAACAUGGAACUUCUGAGCUCGGGAGGGUUGAGCUGAAGGGUGUGAGGGGGUGUGUGGAUGUAGCACCACUGACAGCACAGAGCACAGCCCCUCCAGCCCAACCUGGCAUAAAGAGCCCAGGAGGGGAAGGAGAGAUCCCUGACACAUCCACAAACCUGCAGGGCUCACUGGGCUGGAGAUGGGGCAGCUCUGCUGUGAGGAUGCAAGCUGCCCACCCAUGGGUCACUGGACCAGAGGCCAGGGAGGCAAGCAGGCAGGAAAUGUGGCUCUGUGUGUUUAUUUUUGGAGAUCGAGCACAUUUGUGACUGGUGACUUGGAGAACAGUCAGAGGGGGGGUUCCCACCCGUGGCCUGGCUGGUUGGGAGUGUUCUGCUCGACAUCCCUGAGGGAUGCAGCUGGGGGUGCUGCUCCAGGGAGGGUGAGAGCCAGCCUGGAGGGAGCCUGGGCCUACCAAGGGCUCUCCAUCCCAGCAGCAGCCAGGGGAAGCCACGGGGUCAAGCUGGAUGGGAGGGAGGCAGUUUUGGUUUCUGUUCUCUGGGCAGGCAGCCAGCGCUGUGAGGAGCCCUGCUCCCUCCAAACAGGGGGAGAGGAGAAGCUGCUCAGCUAGAGGGGUGUUUCUGAGCAUUUCCAGGCUGGUUUGUAUUGACAACAGCUCUUGAAAUCGAUUUCCAUGGCCUUCUUUUGGUGCUGUGAAGCUGUCAGUUAUCACACUCCUAAGGACAGGCAACCUAAGCCCUUAGCAAACAUCAGUGAUUGGAUUGCUUUCAAAGGUUGGUGGAUAUUACAGCUGAGAAAGUAGUAAAGGAUGGGGAUGAGGAAGGAUCCAGGAAGGAUCUACCCUGCUUCUAUCCUGCCAUGAACUCCUCAGCUUGAGGAGAGAUGAUUGAGAUUUGUGAGAUGCUCAGGUUCAGGGAGUGGUGCUUGGGGUGGUUUGUGGUUUGUUAGAUGGGGGUUUAUCAAUACCAAUGACAGCAGUUUAGAUGGGAUGAUUAAGGAGAAGGUAAAUCAUGAAGUGAGCAUGAUAAAAAACCAGGGGCUGGGUUUAGUUGAGGCACACCAUUAAGGAGGGGGAGAGGCCUCUUUCUUUAGCUCAGAAGGCAAAUGCUGGUGUGCCCGUGUUCACAGGGGUGCAAGGAAGAGGGAAGGGACGAGGAUCUGACUCCAUGUUUCAGAAGGCUGAUUUAUUAUUUUAUGAUAUAUAUUAUAUUAAAACUAUACUAAAAGAAUAGAAGAAAAUAUUUCAUCAGAAGGUUAGCUAAGAAUAGAAAAAGAAAGAAUGAAUAACAAAGGCUUGUGUCUCGCACAGAAAGUCUGAGCCAGCUCACUGGGAUUGGCCAUUAAUUAGAAACAUCCAACAUGGGCCAGUCACAGAUGCACCUGUUGCAUUCCACAGCAGCAGAUAAUCAGUGUUUACAUUUUGUUCCUGAGGCCUCUCAGCUUCUCAGGAGGAAAAAUCCUAAGGAAAGGCUUUUUCAUAAAAGAUGUCUGUGACAUGCUGGCUCAUAGCUCCUUAAUGCUUAGGAUGAUACUAGAGGGGAUCAGCUUGAGAUUCCAGUGAAUAAACUGGUGCUGUGGUGGCUGCAGAGCCUUUGCUGUGUGUGGAGGAGUUUUGGACUGAGGUGAUGUGGGAUGGGAGAGCGCCUUGUUGUGUCAUGAUGAGCAUGUAUGGGGUGUGUGAGGCAGUGAGAAGGACUGUGGGUCCCGUUGGGAUAAUCGUGAAGGCAGAUCAGCUGAAAAGUGCCAUUGCAAUAGCGAGUUCUGCCAUGAGGGCUGUUGGUGCUGGAGUGGUGAUGGACUCACACCCUGUUUUGGUUUCUCCCCGUGUCCCCAGAGCUCUGAUGCCAGCAGGGCCGCAGCCGCCGUGCCCCGAGCCAUGCGGUGACAGCGCCGAGGGCGCAGCGCCCCGCAGCCAUGGCCCAGUCCCGGGCCAACGGCUCCCACUACGCCCUGACGGCCAUCGGGCUGGGCAUGCUGGUGCUGGGCAUCAUCAUGGCCGUGUGGAACCUGGUGCCCGGCUUCGGGCCCCCCGACAAACCCGGCGGCAACAGCAGCAAACCCGAGCGCGGCUCCGGCGGCGUCCUCAGGAGCAAAACCUUCUCGGUGGCCUACGUGCUGGUGGGCGCGGGGCUGCUGCUGCUGCUGCUCUCGCUGUGCCUCAGCGUGCGCGACAGGAAGCGCCAGAGCCAGGAGCUCCCCAUCGGCCACGUGCAGCGCCAGGCGUCCACGGAGCCCUCGCAGCAGGAGGACAGCCAAGAAGAGGAUGAAGACGUCUCCUCGCAAUACUACGUGCCCAGCUACGAGGAGGUGAUGAACACGGGCUACUCGGAGCGCAGAGACUCGGACAGGAGCGCCAGGCUCAGCGUGUCCCUGCCCUCGUACGAGUCGCUGGCGGGGCUGGAGGAGGGCGGGGCGGCGCCGGGUGCGGCGGGCGCGGAGCCCGGCCCGGAGCGGCCGCCCAGCCGCCACAGCUCCCGCCUCAGCAAGCGCCUCAAGCCCCUCAAGGUGCGCAGGAUCAAGUCCGAGAAGCUGCACCUCAAGGACAUCAGGCUCAACCUGGCACAGGGCAACAGCAGCGUCCCCAUCACCAUAGAGCCCCUCACCCCUCCGCCCAAGUAUGAGGAGAUCCAGGAGAAAAUGCCAGUGGGCCAGCAAAUGCCUUAAAAAAAAAUAGAGGAAUCUGUGAUGCUGCUUGGUUGAGGGUUUUUUAAAACCCACCGUGCCCAGAGGGGGUUGGUGUGUGGGGGCAGCAGCAGCCAGGGCUGCCUGGAAGCUGCCACGUGCAGGACGUGCUGUGGCACAAGGAUGGGACUCCUUUUCCCUGGGUUUUACAAAAGACUGUGGGGAAAGAAACCUGAACACCACAAUUCUGCUGCUGUGAAGUAAAUGAAGGCUGGACAUGCCAAAAGUGUCACUUGUGGUGUUUGAAAUGAGACCACCCAGUGCAUCCCUCAUCUCCUCUCCCCCUCUCUUCCUGCAAGACUUUUCCAAGCCACCAAACUGAUGUUGCAGAAGGAUUUUCCAAGUGGAAAAGUGAAAUGUUUCCUUUUUUGGAUGUCUUUUCUUUCUGAGGAAGGGGAAGCACAUUGCCAGAGAAGCACCAGGGCUCUCCCUGGCUCCCAGCUGGGCUGGGCUGGUGGCCCAGGGCCAGCCCUGACUCCUGCCAAGGUCUCUGCUGGCUGCUGGGGAGCAGCUGAAAGGGGAGAGGAUGGAUCCCUGAAAGGGGACAGGAUGGAUCUCUGGAAGGGGACAGGAUGGAUCCCUGAAAGGGGACAGGAUGGAUCUCUGAAAGGGGACAGGAUGGAUCUCCUGCCUUGCUGCUUUCCCUGCUGUGUCCUGUGCUCCAUUUGAGGCAGGGGGUGACUCUGGGGGGCUGGGAGUGCCAGAGCCAGGGCUGGAACCACUGCUGAGCAUCCUGUGCAGGCAGCCUGGUCUGAAUAAAUGUUUUGUAUGUUGUGUU
Molecule: messenger RNA, 9638 nt
Organism: Melospiza melodia melodia
Lineage: Eukaryota; Metazoa; Chordata; Aves; Passeriformes; Passerellidae
Gene: TMEM51
Product: transmembrane protein 51
Exons: 2
Coding region: 8093-8842 (249 amino acids)
Source: RefSeq, a predicted model, not a curated record